Messenger RNA from Trachemys scripta elegans, 6553 nucleotides. RefSeq names its product coiled-coil domain containing 127 (gene CCDC127). The transcript has 2 exons. Bases 831 to 1622 code for a protein of 263 amino acids. The record is from RefSeq and is a predicted model, not a curated record. NCBI's taxonomy places the organism in Eukaryota, Metazoa, Chordata, Testudines, Emydidae.
AGAUCAAGACUUUUAAAGUGAUGCCUUACAAGGCAUUCUUUGUACAAAACAUAUCAUAAUUAUAUGAUGGUGAAUAUGCAGGUUCCAGGGUGCUGCUUUGAGGUACAGAGUGCAAAAUAUAGUGUCCAGAGAUCACCAGUAGGACUGGGGCUUCAUUAUAUUAGUUCUCUUCCCCAAAGCACUUACAACACAAGACAUUUUCAAGUUUUUAAAAUUUACCAAAGUGCCAGUUAUCCCCACCUGCUCACCACCCUAGGCAUCAUUAAAUGGUUGGGGUUUUUAUAUGUGUUACACCAGCAAUGGGACUCCUAGAACAGGUACUGGCCUUAUGGAUUAGUUAUUGUACUUGUUUCCAUGCUUGAGGAAUGAAAUUGGCUUUCUGAGGUGCUAUGCCCUUUGUCUACUGACUGGAAGUAAUUUUAUUAUUAAAUAAUAGAUUGAGUAAGGUUAAUAAACUUUAAGACCAGAAGAGUUCAUUGUGAUAUCUAGUCUGACCACCAGUAUGCAUAACUCAGGUAAUAGAAUGCUCAGUGGUUAUGCACUGAGUCCAACAGCUUGUGUUGAACUAGUCUAUACCUUAAAGACUCCAAGUAAUAGAGAAUGUACCACUUCCCUGGUAAUUUGUUUGUGGUUAAUUACCUUUACAGUUAAAAAUCCAUCUCUUUAGUUCCAGUUUGAUGCAGAAUCUAAAAUAGAAAUACUGAAUCAAGUAUUAGAUGUGGUUUUGAUAGGUGCACAUGUCCAUGUUACCUACUGCCAUCAGCGCCCUCCCCUAAUCAUUGGUACUGCUGACAUGACUUUUUUCCCCCUAUUAAUCUAAAGGUGUCUCCAUGAAUAAUUUAAAUGAUCCUCCAAACUGGAAUAUCCAGCCUAAUCCAAGGGAUAAUGGUGGUGAUGGCAACAAAUGGAAUUAUGCUUUGUUGGUUCCAAUGCUGGGAUUGGCUGCAUUUCGUUGGAUCUGGUCCAGAGAGUCUCAGAAAGAGAUAGAAAAAGAAAAAAAAGAAUAUUACAGAAGACUAACAUCUGUACAAAGAGAUCUUGAAUCAAAAUAUCGUGACAUAAUCACAGAAAAUCGUCGCACAGUCGCUCACUUGGAGUUGGAGCUUGAAAAGGAACACAACAGAACCCUGAGUUAUCGUGAAGCCCUAAUCUCCCAGAGUCGCAAAUUAGUAGAAGAAAGAAGAGUUCUAGAACAGGAACGUGACAAGUUAGAGCAAGAAAAACAGGUUCUGCGGCACUCAGGGGCAGCAGGUGCCUUGUACCAAAGUUGUCUUGCAAAGGAAGCACAAUGGCAAAAGAGAGCUAAUAUUGUAAUAAAAGAAUUUGAAGAAGCACUUUUAGAAAGACAAGAUAUCUACUGCAGUUUUGUGCUGCCCAGAAACCAGCGACUAGAAAUAGAGAAAAAUUUGCUAGUUAGAGCAGCAACUGAUCCUGUUGCUAUGGAUAUAGAAAUGGAAAAUGGUUUAAAAGAUAUUUUUAAAUAUGAUACAUAUUGUGGUAAUGUGCUGAACACAAACAAACGUCAAAAUGGAAGACUAAUGUGGCUUUAUCUCAGAUAUUGGGAACUAACUGUUGAAUUAAAAAAGUUCAAGAGAGUAGAGAAGGCCCUGUUGGAAAAAUGAUGUGUGGGGAAAGUAGUGGCAUUUCAUGCACUACGGCACAUGUAGUAUAUAAUGACUCACUGGUAUUAUAAAGCUGCAUUUCCUGUAGUACAUUCAUCUAUUUUUCCCCCUCCUCAUUGCAACCACAUUUGCACUACUCCCAUCCUUGAGAGUGUCUCCACAGUUGGUGCCUUUCCAUUGAUGGGCCAACCACAAAUGCUCACUAAGCAGUGCAGUUUACCCUGAGACUAUGUCAACUGAAAGACACACUUUGUGUUCACAGCCAGGCUAGCAGAGAAUGCUCCCAACUCCUGAUUUCAUGCAUGGCAGUGCAACGGCAUCUUUUUGUGCAACAAAACUCUCAGGAAAGUACUCGGAAGUGACGGUAAUAGUGAGAUUUCUUGUUAUAUUAUUUAGGUGUGAGAUGCUUUCUCUGUACCAAUGAAAAAAGUGUGCAAUCAUGUUUUCAAAUUAGAUUUGCAUUGUUUUCCAUGCUUGAUGUGCAAAUGUCACUUUACGCUACAUUAUACAUAAAAAUAUUUGCUUGAAAUACAAAGACAGAAUGCUAUUUAAAAUAAUACAGAAGGAAAAUAAAAACAAAGACUUUGAUGCUUACUGACAGUGAUAAUGAGGGCAUGAUUGGUCUUAAAUCAGGAUUACAUAUGAGUUAUAAUCUAAAAGUUGCCACUUAAAGGGAAUUCAUACAAUGGGAAAGUAAAACAUUUAAUCACUUAUUUUUCCUUUCAGGUCUAGGUUACCAGUUUGGAUUUUGCCCACAUUGGUAUUGCUGAAGGCCCUAUUGCAUUGACUGAUUGAUCUCUAAUGGGUUGAUUAUUUUAAGCCCAUCUCUGUUAGACAGAUAUCCACAUCAUAAAAGCCAUCGUCACAUGCAGCAGAGAUUUCAAGGAUUGAUUGGAUGUAGAGACUAAGCAACUCUUAUCCUUAUAAGUAGUCCCCCCAGAGCAAGUGUGGGAUUAUAUUACCUUGGCUCAUGCACAGUGAGGAGUUGGGCAGGGAGCAAAACCAUCUCCUGGAUUGAUUUUGGGGAAGUAACUGAGCAAAAGAAAUUAUCAUGGAAUUUUCUUCCUCGACUUCCCUCAUCUGGGUAUUUCAGUCAUGGGGUAAUCUGACCUCACUGUAGAAUUAAACAAGAAAUUACUUAUUCACAGACAAAUAAAAAUAACAGCAAAGGACUGCAGAAAAUAAAAUAUAAAGGCUUUCGUUUUUCAGUCUGUCCUGUUUAAAGUGCCUCUUGAAAUGUUUGUUCUCCUGCAAAAGGAGAAAACAUUAAUCACUUACAUAAAAAGCAAAAGGAAAAUGGAUAUACAGUAACUGAGAAGUAAAGUAACUGUUUAAAUUGAUUUUGUAGAUAUGUUUAUAUCAUUGUCAAUUUCUAUUAAAUAUUGUUUACAUUGCAGCAAGAUGAGCAGUAACUGAUUAUUUCAGAAUUAAUUUUAUUGAUCUCUAGCACUAAUACAUUAUAGCAUAAUGUCUAACAUUAGGUAGAAAAUGAAAUAUUCUAAAGUGACAAUCUUGGGCUAAAUUUGACUCAAAAUAAAGGUUGUAUAACAACUGUCAUUUACAGAAAUGAAGACCAACAGAAGCAUAUCUAUGGAUAUUUUCCAAAUGCCAAUGGUUCUGUCUAUCUGUGUUCUUAUAACUGCACCACUAUAAUAGCUGGCUGCCUCCCAAGGAAUAGAGAAAAUACAAAAGACUAAUGCACUAUACCAGGGUUUCCUUUGUACUUCCCCUGAGGUACUCAGGCAGUGGGUUUUUCAUUUGUGUUUUAACUUGAUUUGAUUUUCUCCUAUGGAUUAACAGCAUUGUGCUACUUCAUAAGAACCUGAAAGUUAAACUACUAAAAUCCAGAUUGGAAGUGAUUUGGGCCUCAGUCCUACAUCAGGACCCACUAUCCCAGACCCUUGCAUCCACACAGAGUACCACUGGCACAGGCGGAGGGAUCCAUUCUAGUAGAUCUCCAUGUAGGACAGGGCCCAGGUCUUUUAUGUCAAAUCUGAGAUAAAUACAAAGAUAAAAAAUGAGCACCCAUUUCUGUUUUGAGAGACUGCCAUUUGUUUGGUUUGAAUUAAGACACAAGCCACACCCUGCGGAGUUUAAAAUUAAGUUAAAGAGUGAAAAGUAAUUUAAAAAAAAUUCUGUUUUAAUAAUAGAUGUUAUUUGUAACUUAAGUAAGGAUAUCAGUUUUCAAUAUUUUUAUCCUGUCAAUGACCCUUUUAUUAAUUGUAGGUACCGCUCCUCUUAAGGUUAAAAGAAUUCUAUUUUGAUAAAAAUGAGAAAUAUAUACCCAAUACACACACUAAAGCUUUGUAAAUUUGUAGUACCUCUUUGAAAAAGGCCAAAAUAUUUAUCAUCUUGGUUUAUAUUUUUCUAUAGUUUUAUCACUGAUACCAACUCAAAAACAUUUAUGAAGAGGACAGAGCUGAUAGGGCAAAACAUUUUUCAGUUUAUAUUAGUAUUUAAAUUGUGUCAGUGUUUGGUUUAUUCCUAAUACAAUGUUGUGAGGUAAUCAGUGUAUCAAAAUGCCAGUUAGUAAAGUAGAGCUAUUUUUGUAAAUAUAAGAUUCUUCAAAGUUACAUUUGUUUAACAUUAGGUUAGUUAAUGAAGGCAGGACAGUGGCUCAGAGGGGAAGUCCAAAAGCACAUAAUAGAUUUAGGAGCACAAGUCCCCCUGACUUUUAAUGGGACUUGUGCUCCUAAAUGUCUUAGGCACUUUUGUAACUCACUCACUCUGUCUCUCUCUCGCAAUAGAUAAGGUUGUGUUGGAAGUUCCACUGUAAGCUUUAUUUUGUCCCUCGCACUUCAAAUUUUGAUCUGGGGAAGUAAUUGGCAAUUUGAUCCCUGCCAAUAGAUGACAUCAGCUGGCAUGAAAAAGAAACUCUUCAACCAGUCAGUUAGUGUAUUUGUUACAUAAGGCCACUUGCCUUCCACCAUGCUUCCUCAAACAGCCCAUUCCCCUCCUCCACACACCCUGGCUCCCUUCAUGCAAUCUCCAAUACUCCUGACUCGUUCCUAUGGAUCUCCACAUCACCCCAACCCACCCCCAGUGUUCAGAGGGUCCAUGGGGGCCCCCCAUUCCCUCUGUGAGCCUAGUUAAUGUCAGACUCAGUGAGCCAAAAUAGUCUAAUUGAGAACUGACAAGCCUACUAAGCCUCUUUGGGGUGGCGGAGAGGGCUGCCAAAUACUCUCUCUUCCUUGGCUCUCACUGUGUCCCAUCCCACACAAAGUGCCCACUGCCUCUCAGCUCAGUCACACUCCUCACACUAUACCAAUUCCUCUGUCUUGCCCUCUUUUGUAUCUUGCCCUGUCCCCUCUCUGCCUGCCCCACAAUGCCUCCUAACACCUUUCCUCUCUCAUGCAACCUAACUAGACUGACCAGAUCCUCUGAGCCUUCACUCCUAGGCUUCCAGCUGUCUGUAGCUCCAGCACCACUCCAUCACUUCCUCAAUAUUCUGAGGAUUACAUAAUAGUAGCUAAACAAGAAGAAACUGUGAGAAUAAUCUAAUGUGUAUAUUGCAUACAUCAUAGAGAUGCUGGUUGCAGCUUCAUUGUUAAAGAUGCAUUGAGAGUUCCUUUGUAAGUCAUGUUUUGACACAGCCUACUCUCAUCCCUAAAAUGUUAUAGGAAGGAGCUAUUACUAUGAAAUAUUGGAAAUUAAUCUAAGGGAGGAGCAGAAUUUUUCUAUUAAGUUUGGUAUCAAAUGUUAAUGUAACCCUAACCUAUGAUUUUUUGGGGAAGGGGUUGGAGGUGUUAUUUGUUUCAUUUUAUUGAAUGUAUUAAUUGGUUCUUGUAUUGCACUCAGCAACCUUAUCUGAAACUUAAUAAAGUUUUAUGUUUUGGGAUAUUUAGAGGAUUUAGAGGUGAAGUUACUAUCAACAUUAGCCUAAUCCUUCUGUAUCCCUAUAAUAAAUAGUUUCUGGACCAGUAUAGGUAGAUUGAAAUAAAGUACCUAUGGGUGCGUGGUGGGCUAAUAUUUUACAAUAUGAUACAGAACACGCCGCUGAUUUCUAGAGGAAGUGCGCCCAUGUAACUCUGGGCCAAAUUCUGCUCCAAGAGUUCAGAGACCAGAAAGCAUCAUGUGCUGAAAGACGAUGUCACUGAAUGUGCAGGCAGUGCAGUGAGCCUGAGGUGUACGGAAAGCCAGAGUAAACACCUUGUCAUACAUGGUUGCUUGGUUAAAAUAUUAAUCGGUAUUUGUGAUAGGUUAGUUAUCUGUAAGACAAUUAGCCACAUUGUCAGGUAGUUCAAGCUCAAAAGUGUCUAUUUCUUAAAUAUUAAUGGAAAUGUAUUAAAUAAUGUUGGGGAGGGGUGUGCUUUCUUUUCAGAGUUAAAUAGAAAGUAUAUUGUUUGGGUUUAAAUUCCUUCCUCAAUCCUCUUUGUCUGGUGCUGUCUCCCCCUGCAGCAUAUAUAGCUGUGAUCAGUGUAGAGUCAGAAACAUUUCUUCACUUACUGUGUACAUUACCAUGCACACCUAUGAUUCUGUAUAUACUCAUUAAAGAAAAAUGACAGGUUAUUCAUGACCCACACAAAUAACCAAGAAAGACAGGCAGCCAGUAAACAUGGUUUCUGAGGAAAUUUGGGGAUCUAAUAUUGGCAGGUGCCAUCUUCACAUUAUCUGUCCUUGGAGAUAUUCCAAAGUAUUUGCUUUCAUGAAUCACUGAGUCUCUUGAAACAAUCUGUUUGUGCACCUCCUGGCUUCAUAUUUACCUAUUAAAAUAGGAUUAUAAUUAAGUCACAGGUAGCCUACUAAUAGCUAACAAAAAAGUACUGCCACAACAGAACUUUGCAUGGUAUUAUAAUUAGAAAAAUGUUAGUUUCGCAUGUGCAUACUGAAAUUACACUCAGUGUGUAAAAUGCUGUCCCAAAUUUCUGCCUGUCUGGUACAUACCUAUGUCUGCAUGUAUUAAAUGUAAAUAAAGACUUGGAAAAUCAAAA